CGUGUGUUUACAUUCAGUUGUACCUCUAGCUGCUAGCGUCUAGAAUCUAAAAAUUAUAUCAAUCUCUAGACCUAGAUCUAGCAUUAUUUUUCCUAAUAUUACACUUUAAUUAUAUAAAAAUGGGAAAAUUAGCCAAGCCACAACGCAGUAAAAAACAUAAGAAGAUUAAAGCUAUUGAUCCAUUUUAUAAAGGCAACCGAAAAGACAUUCGUACUAAAGACCUAAAUAAAGUACCAAAGUCCUAUGAGCAAGAGGUUCCCAAGAAACUGAAGCAGCUUGGGUACACCAUUGAUGGGGUCAAGGCAGGGAAAGUUGGAAAGAACAGUGUUCUCAAAUUCCAGCACUCUUCUGACACACCAAAGCUGUACAACAAUCAGUUCAAGUCACCGUUGGGCUCUAAAACAAAAACUGGAAAACAAAACAAAACACCAAAACCCCUCAAAAUUGAUGAGCCAACUUCUACCAGUAAAAAAGCCAAACAUAGAAAGAAAGGUUCCAAGAAAAAAAUCUCCAAGGAGGCCCUGGAUGAGUUUAUUGACAACAUGGGACCAGUUGGACCGUUUGUUGACAACUUCAAGUUUAAAAAGAACCCAGAGGAGUCUGUUCAACAGUUUAUGAGACGAGUUAAUGAAGAGACCAAUAAUGUCAUAACUAAGGCUAAAAUUGAUGAUAAAUUUGAUGUCAGUGAUGAGAAAAAAAUUCUUCACAAAAUUAAAACUGUGAAAGGAAUGAGUGAAAAGAAAAAAAAUCGACUGAAGGAGAAAAAGCAGAAAAAACUAGAGGCUGUAAAAGCUAAAAAGAAUGAGAACAAAAUGGGAUUUGCUGGUUUGCAAGAUAAAGUGGAGUUUGGUGAAGUUGUUCAUGCCCCGCCUGUCCUCUCUGUUAGACCAAAGAAAGCAGAGACUGCCGACAUAGACCGGCCUGGCCUGCGCAUGCCGGAACUGAAGGCUGCCUUUGCUGGAGACCUGGAGGAGUUUGAGAGACAAACAAAAGCUGCCAUGUCCAAGUUUGACAGGAAGGUUGGGCAGACUGUCAGGAGAAAGUCCAUGACACCAAUACAGAAAAUGGUGUCUGAUGCCCAGAGGGACAGUGUCAUAGAAUCUUACAGGCAGAUGAAGAAAAAAAAGUUGUGAAUUAUUUAUGACAAGAUGUAAAUACAAAGCUGUACUGUAGGAGUGUAAAUAAAGAAUGAUACAUCUAUUUAUUUU
This is a messenger RNA of Physella acuta, 1208 nucleotides long. RefSeq names its product coiled-coil domain-containing protein 137. The record is from RefSeq and is a predicted model, not a curated record. NCBI's taxonomy places the organism in Eukaryota, Metazoa, Mollusca, Gastropoda, Physidae. Gene Ontology annotation, cellular component: nucleus.